AUGCAGAUCUUCGUCAAGACGCUGACGGGGAAGACGAUCACGCUCGAGGUCGAGAGCAGCGACACCAUCGGCCACGUCAAGGCCAAGAUCCAGGACAAGGAAGGCGUCCCGCCGGACCAGCAGCGUCUCAUCUUCGCCGGAAAGCAGCUGGAGGAUGGCCGCACCCUGGCCGACUACAACAUCCAGAAGGAGUCCACCCUUCACCUGGUGCUCCGCCUCCGCGGCGGCAGCAAGAGCUUCAAAUUCAACAUCCCACCCAACCUCCUCGUGCUCGCGCGCAAGUACAAGGAGAACAAGCUGAUCUGCCGCAGGUGCUAUGCUCGGCUUCCCCUCAGGUCUACCAACUGUCGCAAGAAGAAGUGCGGUCACAACAAUGAGUUGAGGGAAAAGCACAAGUUUGUCUCCAAGUAUGGUAUUGAUAAGUAUGAUUAG
Messenger RNA from Miscanthus lutarioriparius, 432 nucleotides. Lineage: Eukaryota; Viridiplantae; Streptophyta; Magnoliopsida; Poales; Poaceae. The record is from the annotation of a GenBank genome assembly.